This is a messenger RNA of Alligator mississippiensis (American alligator), 1891 nucleotides long. It is a transcript of the gene E2F5, whose product is annotated as E2F transcription factor 5. The transcript has 9 exons. The record is from RefSeq and is a predicted model, not a curated record. NCBI's taxonomy places the organism in Eukaryota, Metazoa, Chordata, Crocodylia, Alligatoridae. The coding region runs from base 105 to 1265 and encodes 386 amino acids. Gene Ontology annotation, biological process: regulation of transcription by RNA polymerase II. Gene Ontology annotation, cellular component: RNA polymerase II transcription regulator complex. Gene Ontology annotation, molecular function: RNA polymerase II cis-regulatory region sequence-specific DNA binding; protein dimerization activity; DNA-binding transcription factor activity, RNA polymerase II-specific.
CCCGGGCCGGGCGCGUUUCGCUCGGCUGUUGUGGCCGCGGCGGCCCGGGGACACGUGGUGCCGCCGCCGGGAGGGAGCCGAGCCGCGCUGCGCUGCGGGCCAGCAUGGCCGCCCUGGCCCCGGCGCCCGCCACCGGCAGCGGCAAUGGCAGCGGCGCGGGGGGCGGCAGCAGCCGGCACGAGAAGAGCCUGGGGCUGCUCACGGCCAAGUUCGUGGCGCUGCUGCAGGAGGCCAAGGACGGCGUGCUGGACCUCAAAGCGGCUGCUGAUACUCUUGCUGUCAGACAAAAAAGAAGAAUCUAUGACAUCACCAAUGUUUUGGAAGGGAUUGAUUUGAUUGAGAAAAAGUCAAAAAACAGCAUUCAGUGGAAAGGUGUAGGUGCUGGUUGCAAUACAAAAGAAGUCAUAGACAGGCUGAGGUAUCUGGAAGCUGAAAUUGAAGAUCUGGAACUAAAAGAAAAAGAGCUGGAUCAGCAAAAACUGUGGCUGCAGCAAAGCAUCAAAAAUGUAAUGGAAGACUCCACAAACAACCAAUUUUCAUACAUCACUCAUGAAGACAUCUGUAAUUGCUUCAAUGGAGACACGCUUCUAGCAAUUCAAGCACCUUGUGGUACACAGUUAGAAGUUCCUAUACCUGAAAUGGGACAAAAUGGACAAAAGAAAUACCAGAUCAAUCUAAAAAGCAGUUCAGGACCUAUCCAUGUUUUGCUUAUUAAUAAAGAAUCCAGUUCUUCCAAGCCUGUGGUUUUUCCAGUUCCUCCACCUGAUGACCUUGCACAGCCCCCAUCUCAACCUGCUCCACCAGUGACUCCCCCAAAACCUACCACAGCUACUCAAGAUACAUCAAAGCACCAUGGUCUUGACCAAGGGCAGCAUUUACCACAUACAUCUGUUGCAGAGACGCCACCAGAAAGCAGUUUGCAACAGAGUGAUACAGCUCCAGCAAAUCCUUACCCUAGCCUUCCAGAGUCUGGCCUGUACACUAGCCUUGUAACAGAUGUAACGCAAAAUACUGCUAGCUCAAAUGACUAUCCAGCCUUGCUUCCCUUGGACGUUAAUUGUAUUCUCAAGCCAAACUCAUUUGACAUUGCAAAGAUGGAAGAGCCCACAGGCACUAUUAGCGGUGAUAUCAUUGAUGAAUUAAUGUCUUCAGAUGUUUUUCCUCUCUUACGACUCUCUCCCACUCCUGGAGAUGACUACAACUUUAACCUGGAUGAUAAUGAAGGAGUCUGUGAUCUUUUUGAUGUGCAGAUACUAAAUUAUUAGAUUCGGUAUCAACCAGACUGUCAUAUCUACCUCUAACUAUGUAACAUUCUAGACUUCUUCAUAACCUAAGUAUUUAAAAUAAUGAAUGUAUAAAUUCUUAGCUCACCGACUUUGGGAGUGUUUUUCCUUUUGCUUCCUUAACUACUUCACAAAACUUUUUACAUUCAAAAACUAGAAGAAAGGGCUUUUUCAUUAUAAUGAAUUUCAGGUAAUUUGAUUUAAGAUCCCAAGUUCCCUUACUUUUUCUUCUGGAAGAAAAGUAAAAACCGUUUUAUAGCAGAUUUUUUUUUUUUUUUUUUGUAAUGACCCAGGCUUGUUACAGGUAAAAGCAUUGUGUAUGAAGCUUUACUGCCAAGAAGCUUUUUGUAUUUUUUAAAAUCUUUUUCAAACAAUUUUAAAACUUUCACUGCCAAACUAUAAGGUGAAGGACAGUAACAUGGUUAUGCUAAAUUGUUUCAGUGAACCAAUUUUGUGAAGUGCCUUCUGUUUUAGCACUUUAAAUUUCUCACAUUGACUUCUGACAUUCCACUUUCCUAGACAAUAGGAAAGGUCUGUUUGUAGUUUGUAUUAAAGUGUGCUGAUGCUUGUAUAUUAACAAGAUUUUUUUAAUAAAACUGUACAAAGAA